This is a messenger RNA of Fimicolochytrium jonesii, 2030 nucleotides long. Its product is annotated as magnesium transporter NIPA-domain-containing protein. Gene Ontology annotation, biological process: magnesium ion transport. Lineage: Eukaryota; Fungi; Chytridiomycota; Chytridiomycetes; Spizellomycetales; Powellomycetaceae. Gene Ontology annotation, cellular component: membrane. The record is from RefSeq and is a predicted model, not a curated record. The transcript is spliced from 4 exons. Bases 114 to 1694 code for a protein of 526 amino acids. Gene Ontology annotation, molecular function: magnesium ion transmembrane transporter activity.
CGCCCUUUCGCCAACCCCCGUUUGGGCAGGCAGGCAGGCGUUUAACGUGGGAGUAUAUAUAUCGGCUUGCAUAAGGCAAACCCUCAGUUCAGGAGCGUAUUCCGCAAGGAAGAAUGGUCGCAGGAGUGCCCUCGGCAGCCGCCGGGUACGAGCCACCCGCUUGGCACAAAAUAGUGGGCAUUACGCUUGCGCUCCUUUCGUCCGCCUUCAUUGGAGGGAGCUUUGUUUUCAAGAAGAAGGGUCUACUGAGCAGCAAUAACACAAACGGGACCAAACCGGGAGAAGGACACGCAUAUCUGAAGAACCCGCAAUGGUGGGUCGGAAUGAUAAUGAUGCUCUUUGGAGAAGUUUUCAACAUGAUAGCAUAUGCAUUCGUGCCCGCCAUCCUAGUCACACCCCUCGGAGCGCUGUCGGUCGUGAUUAGCACCGUUCUUUCUGCCGUCAUUCUCAAAGAGCACCUGUCGUACUCGGCGAAAGUCGGUUGCGCACAGUGUUUGCUGGGUGCGAUUCUGAUUGUUGUCAAUAACGGCGAGGUGAAGAGUACGACGACGACGAUGGACUCAUUCGUGGAGAGGGUCGCUACUCCUGCUUUUCUCGUAUGGGCUGCCAUCAACGUCGUCGUCGUUCUCUUCCUUAUCUUUUGGUGCAUGCCACGCUGGGGUCGCAAGCACGCCAUUGUUCCCAUUGCCACCUGCUCACUAGUCGGCGCCUUUGUCGUCCUUGCCACGCAAGGGUUUGGUUCAGCCGUCGUCUACACCCUCUCCGUACCCUCCGAACCAUCCCAGUUUAAGGACUGGCGCCUUUAUAUCCUACUGGGCUUCAUUUUACUGUCGUGUGCGAUGCAGAUUCAUUUUCUGAAUUUCACGCUGAACGUGUUUUCGGCUGCGGUCACGACGCCGAUCUACUAUGUAUGUUUCACGGCGGCAACGAUUGUGGCGAGCGCGAUUUUGUUCAACGCCUUUUCACUGGAGAGCGUGGCUAGCGGGACUAGCAUCGUGGUCGGAUUCCUCGUCAUUGUCGGAGGAGUAAGUCUCCUUUUCGCUUUCUCUCGCGCAGAGCGCCGACGGUUCCUCGCCGACCCAUCCGCCAACACCAGCCACUUGUCCGACUUACCCCGUAUGGACGAAAACGGCAAACCGGAGAUCAACGACCUCCGAGACGCCGCCGAAUACGACGUCUUCCAAGGCAGCCUGAACCGAAGCGCUGCCACAACAGGCAUAUCGGGCCUGUCGUCGGGUUUAGCAGGGACGUCCUUAUCGUUACCAUGCCCGCGGACCACGGACAUCUUAGUAGACGAUGGAGAUGGGGAGAUAUGGUGCAAUGUCGCGAGACACUCAAAGACGAUGGAUGGGAGGACGAGUAGAGCGUUGGGCCAUCACAACGACGACGUAUUGACGCACGAAGAAAACGAGAAUGAAAAGGAGAACGGGUGGAGUUUGGGCAGCAGAUCGAGCGGAAGGCGGAAAACGAUGGGGCAUGCGCCUAGAAGAGGAUUAUUAUCCGCCGCGCGUAAUAACCUGGGUGCUGGUGCCUCGGCCGACACCCUAGCGACUACAGCCACGGGUGCAUCAAGUUCGAGCCGCUCUAACGGGCGAAGAGAUCGGGGAUCGGUGCAGGAGCUCUUGCCGCUGGGUGUCCUGUCGCCGGAUACGGCAUCAUGGAUGAGGGAGGCAAGGAUAUCUGAAGAGGUGUGAUUGAAGUCACCCGUGGUCGUUGACAGAGAUAUACCUCAUGGGAACGGUUUUUUGGACCGACGGCGUGUUGGGAACUUAAGUGCGGAUUUAUUUGACAUCUGCGUAAGGUUCCGCGUAAAGAUCACCUUUUUGUCUCUCAUUUGAUGUACAUAUGGUUGGGGUUAGGAUAGGCGUCGAUCGGCGUAUUGGCCUCGUGUAGCUUUUUCGGCUAUAACUUAAUAUGGAUUACCCUGGAAUAUUUCGUAUCACAACUGCUCGUUCAUAUGGUUUGCGUGUCUGCUUUUCUCCUUCGUGGUGAAAAAGUCUGUCAUCCCAUCACUUUUACGGCCGCCGAUA